Rhizophagus irregularis DAOM 181602=DAOM 197198 is the source of this 1071-nucleotide messenger RNA. NCBI's taxonomy places the organism in Eukaryota, Fungi, Glomeromycota, Glomeromycetes, Glomerales, Glomeraceae. The record is from RefSeq and is a predicted model, not a curated record.
AUGAAUGCUCCGGCUGUUCGUAUCAAAGGACAAUCUCAAGUUUACCGUGUUCAUAGAAACACCCUCGAAACCAUUCAACGAAUGGCUCCUCGUACAAGGCUAAGAAGGACUUGGGUAAUGUUUGGCGAAAUAUGGAGUGAGAUUUAUAGAGGGAGUAAGUUACCUUUCACCAUCGAAUUCACAGAUGAUGCCUUGGAGAAGGAGUCUAAGGAUCGUCAGGUUUUGUGUGAAAGCGUGGAAAAAGUUUUAGGUGUUGUUGUUGAGUUAUUAAAGGACAAGUCUACAACUGCUGAUGAAAACACCACCUCCAAGCCAGUGGAUGAGGAUGCCAAUGUAAUUGUUAUGAACGAGUUAGGAUUAUUAGGCGGAGAGAACAAAGUUCGUCCAAGAUUACUGAGCGAAAAAGAUUGGUGGGAAGGUGUCGAGUACGCUGAAAAACUUAUCGAGGAGUUGUUAACUGAUCUAGUACCUGUUCCCGAAUCUAAAAAUGAAGAUGCAUCUCGAGGUCUUAUUUACAACUAUUUUGAUUUUUGGGAAGCUAUAUUUAAACGAUACAAAGAAUUAAAACCCGAACAUGGUAAGGAUGGAUUUCAAGUACUAGUCAAAAGUGAGUCUAGAGAAGCGAUUCCCGAAGUAAAAUGUUCUGACGAAGCUUUGCGGAAAAGAAUAGCACCUCUAGAGGUAUCAUCAAAAUUGACUAGUCGCCGUAAGCGAAGUCAUUUUGCCAAAUGUAAUGAUGAAAACGACGUACUCCUAUCUUCAUAUUGCGAGAAAAUAAGGACAAUAGUUGUUAACUGUAUACUUCCUGAUGGUACUAUCGACCAUUUUACUAUAGCAUGUGAGGCGGACGAAAUUUGUGUUGAUUAUGACGAUCAGUUUGGAUCUGCUCAGGCACUUUGCAUUGAAAAUCCAUAUAUCAGAACAUGGACUGGUAUUGAAAAUAAACUUUCCUGUUCAUCUGAUGUAGCAUACGUUAAAGCAGGAGAUGUGCAUACCGGAGUGAAUACAUAUUAUGAUAAUGGGGAUACAGCGAACGUGUAUGAACUGCAGACGUUCAGAUCAAGUAGUUGA